CCCACUCACUGCCGGAUGAAGCUGCUGGCCAGGGUGCUCUGCCUUGGUGAGCUCGGGAGGUCAGCAGCCUGGCAGAGGGACUGGGCAUCCGGCCGGGCUGUUGGAGCCAGGUCUUGCCUGCCGUCGGCCCAGCCCUGCAGAACCACCACGGAAUGGAUCAUGCGGCCCGAUGACGCCAACAUAGCUGGCAAUGUCCAUGGGGGGACCAUCCUGAAGAUGAUCGAGGAGGCGGGGGCCAUCAUCAGCACCCGGCACUGUAACAGCCAGAACGGGGAGCGCUGUGUGGCUGCCCUGGCCCGGGUGGAGCGCACCGACUUCCUGUCACCCAUGUGCAUCGGCGAGGUGGCCCACGUCAGCGCGGAGAUCACCUACACGUCCAAGCACUCGGUGGAAGUCCAGGUGAACGUGAUGUCCGAAAACAUCCUCACAGGUACCAAGAAGCUGACCAAUAAGGCCACCCUGUGGUAUGUCCCCCUGUCACUGAAGAAUGUGGACAAGGUCCUCGAGGUGCCCCCUGUCGUGUAUUCCCGGCAGGAGCAGGAGGAGGAAGGCCGGAAGCGGUACGAAGCCCAGAAACUGGAGCGCAUGGAGACCAAGUGGCGGAACGGGGACAUCGUCCAGCCUGUCCUCAACCCAGAGCCCAACACGGUGAGCUACAGCCAGUCCAGCCUGAUCCACCUGGUGGGGCCGUCGGACUGCACCCUGCAUGGCUUCGUGCACGGAGGAGUCACCAUGAAGCUCAUGGACGAAGUGGCCGGGAUCGUGGCCGCCCGCCACUGCAAGACCAACAUCGUCACCGCUUCUGUGGAUGCCAUUAAUUUCCACGACAAGAUCAGGAAAGGCUGUGUCGUCACCAUCUCUGGGCGCAUGACCUUCACAAGCAAUAAGUCCAUGGAAAUCGAGGUCUUGGUGGACGCCGACCCCGUGGUGGACAACGCGCAGAAGCGCUACCGGGCCGCCAGUGCCUUCUUCACCUACGUGUCCCUGAGCCAGGAGGGCAAGCCACUGCCAGUGCCGCAGCUCGUGCCCGAGACCGAGGACGAGAAGAGGCGCUUUGAGGAAGGCAAAGGACGGUACCUUCAGGUGAAGGCCAAGCGCCAGGGCCAGGCGGAGCCCCAGCCCUAGGCCUGCCCAGCGCUGGGCUCUGAGCGGCCGCCAGGACGGGCCCAGCCUCCAGUCACUUAGAAGUCGCCCCCUUGGCCAGAUCCCCAGUUCACGUGCGAGCCGGUGUCGUGUGUGUCGCAGUGUUAACCUGUACUCUCUCCUGGAAGU
Oryctolagus cuniculus (rabbit) is the source of this 1272-nucleotide messenger RNA. Lineage: Eukaryota; Metazoa; Chordata; Mammalia; Lagomorpha; Leporidae. The record is from RefSeq and is a predicted model, not a curated record.